Molecule: messenger RNA, 264 nt
Organism: Trichomonas vaginalis G3
Lineage: Eukaryota; Parabasalia; Trichomonadida; Trichomonadidae
Exons: 1
Coding region: 1-264 (87 amino acids)
Source: RefSeq, a predicted model, not a curated record
AUGGGUCUACUUGCUGCCAUACAAGACGGAAAUAAGAAAGGAUAUAACCUCAGAUUGACCAUAACAGAUUUGGACGGUCAUAUAUACUAUGCAAAUGGCAAUGUCACAACAGCUGCAAAACUUCUUGACGCUUUCAAGACUACAAAGAGAGAACAAAUGGUUGACUCCGACUCAGACAUUUUGAAUGCAAUUGAAGGAAUUGUAAGCGUGAAGUUCGAAUGGUACCAACCUAACCCUCAAGCAGUCAGACAACUUGUUUGUUAG